UCGACGGUGUAGCUUUAUUAUUAUUUUUUUUUUCUUUCUUUCUUUCUUUUGUUUGUUUAGUAAACGUUGCAUCAGCUGGACCGUAAAUGUCCCCGCGGUCUCACUGAGUUUCUUUGCGGGAGUUAUUGGGUGAACAGCCUCCACAGCUGUGACAUGUGUGGUAUCUGGGCUUUGUUUGGCAGCGAUGAGUGCCUGUCGGUUCAGUGCACUUGUGCCAUGAAGAUCGCUCACAGGGGCCCUGAUGCUUUCCGCUUUGAGAAUGUCAAUGGGUUCACCAACUGUUGUUUUGGUUUCCACCGCCUCGCUAUUGUGGACCAGCUGUAUGGCAUGCAACCACUGCGCAUCAAGAAGUUUCCAUACAUGUGGCUCUGCUACAAUGGAGAGAUUUACAACCACCACACACUGAGGAAGCAGUUUGACUUUGAUUACCAGACUAAAAUGGAUGGUGAGAUUUUGCUCCACCUAUAUGACCGCUUUGGCAUUAAGAAGAUGGCUUCUCUCCUGGAUGGUGUAUUUGCUUUCAUUCUUCUGGAUACUGCCAACAGAAAGGUCCAUGUGGGAAGGGAUACGUAUGGUGUCAGACCUUUGUUCAAACUUCUCACAGAUGAUGGAUUCCUCGCAUUGUGCUCAGAGGCCAAAGGUCUGAUAGACAUCACCCAUGCCAUGGCUACUCCUGCCAAUAUUGUCCCCUUCCUCCCUGGUCACUUUGAGGUCUUUGAUUUGAUGCUAAAUGGCAAAGUUCAGUCUAUUCAGAUGGAACAGUUUCACUGCUGCAGACAAGAGCCUUCUCAUGCCAUCUAUGAUACAUUGGAGAGACUACCUACAAGUUUGGAUGAGGAAGUGGUGAAAAGCAACAUCAGAAUUCUGUUUGAAAAUGCUGUAAGGAAACGUCUCAUGGCUCACAGGAGAAUUGGUUGUCUUCUGUCAGGUGGUCUGGACUCCAGUUUGGUUGCUGCUACACUUGUAAAAUUGGCCAAGGAGGAGAAGCUACCAUAUCCCAUUCAGACAUUUUCAAUUGGAUCAGAUGACAGUCCAGACAUCCUAGCUGCUCGCAAGGUGGCGGCUCAUAUUGGCAGUGAACACCAUGAGGUGAACUUCACCGCAGAAGAAGGCAUCAAAGUUGUGGAGGAAGUUAUUGUCCACCUGGAGACCUAUGACAUCACCACCAUUCGUGCAUCUGUGGUUAUGUACUUGGUUUCAAAGUACAUCAGACAGCAGACGGACAGUGUUGUGAUCUUCUCUGGAGAGGGUUCUGAUGAGCUAACUCAGGGAUACAUUUACUUCCACAAGGCUCCAACACCCAAAGCUGCAGCGGAUGACAGCAUUCGUCUCUUGAAGGAGCUCUACAUGUUUGAUGUUCUACGUGCUGAUCGCACCACUGCUGCACAUGGACUGGAGCUAAGAGUGCCUUUCCUGGACCACAGAUUCACAGCAUACUACCUUUCCCUGCCUGAGGAAAUGAGGGUCCCUAAGCAUGGAGUGGAGAAGCACCUUCUGAGGGAGUCUUUCAAAGGUCUCAGCUUGAUCCCCGAUGAGAUUCUGUGGAGGUGCAAAGAAGCUUUCAGCGAUGGCGUGACGUCCAUAAAGAGGUCCUGGUAUAUGUGCCUGCAGGAGCAUCUGGAGUCAAUGGUGAACGAUGACCACAUGGAGAAAGCUCAUAAGACGUUCCCUCACAACCCCCCACACACUAAAGAGGCCUACUACUAUAGACAGGUCUUUGAGAAGCACUACCCAGGUCGUGCCCAGUGGCUCUCCCAUUACUGGAUGCCAUGCUGGAUUGAUGCCAGCGAUCCAUCAGCACGGACCUUGUGCAUCUAUAAACCUGACAAACACCAGUGACUGGUUGGGGGCUUCUGUAGUGUGUGAUUUUAGUUUCACUUCUUUGAAAGUUAAAUUACAGUUGGAAUUCACUGAACUGUUAAAACAAAGGGCUUCUAUACUGAAGAUUAAGCUUCAAACUUUUCUUUCUGAUACCUUAUUAUAGUUAAAGGAUCAGGUGAACCUGAAACAUGUCUUAGUUAUACUGCUAUAACCUCGGGCUGCUUGCUUUUAAAACAUACAGCAGAGUUUCAUCACAUGAUUGUAUAUUAGAGUUUCCACUUGUUUAUUUUUGGCUGGGUCUGUUUUCACUGUACAUGCGUUACUGUUUUAUGUAAGCAAACUUGCGUGUGCCCUAACUUGUCCGUUCAGGUUGAACUGCAGAGCAGCAAACUGCCCUGAAAACUCACUGCAGUCCCAAUGAAAAUGCAGACUUACUAACAUUUGAACCAAACUUGUGUCAGGUUUAGUUUGCUGAGGACAUUUUUAUAGUUUGUCAGAGGUGUAAAAGAAAGACCUAAUAUGAACAAUUCUUUUCUUUUUUUUACUGUUUUAGGUCUGACAAACUACAAACUGUUUGGCACCGGCAGUUUGAAUUUUUACAGAACUGGGCCACAAAUAUGAGCGUGGCCUGCAGUUCUAGUGUCUGCAGUUUAGUGUAAUUUAAUAUCCAUAUGCCACAGAAUGGAAACUGUUCUCAAACUCAAAGUUUGAAAGGCAUUUGUCCUGGGGUGCAUUGUAUUUGUAUUCAUUUCUAAGUAAUCAUAUGUCUCUAGCUUCCUGUGUGUUUUACAUUAAUUGCUACUAAAAUAAAAUUUCCUCUUG
Archocentrus centrarchus (flier cichlid) is the source of this 2643-nucleotide messenger RNA. It is a transcript of the gene asns, whose product is annotated as asparagine synthetase. NCBI's taxonomy places the organism in Eukaryota, Metazoa, Chordata, Actinopteri, Cichliformes, Cichlidae. The record is from RefSeq and is a predicted model, not a curated record. The transcript has 12 exons. Gene Ontology annotation, cellular component: cytosol. Gene Ontology annotation, molecular function: asparagine synthase (glutamine-hydrolyzing) activity. The coding region runs from base 154 to 1839 and encodes 561 amino acids.